Sinocyclocheilus rhinocerous is the source of this 5192-nucleotide messenger RNA. Its product is annotated as NACHT, LRR and PYD domains-containing protein 3-like. The coding region runs from base 279 to 3452 and encodes 1057 amino acids. The record is from RefSeq and is a predicted model, not a curated record. Lineage: Eukaryota; Metazoa; Chordata; Actinopteri; Cypriniformes; Cyprinidae. Gene Ontology annotation, molecular function: protein binding. The transcript has 9 exons.
GCGAAAUCAUGACGUCACGAUUUUCGUACUGAAGCUGCGCAUGCGCUGUGAGGGGGAAACAGGGGAACUGAAUUCACCGGAACACCGGGUUGCAUGAAGCGAUGCCAUAGAAAUAUGUACAGAGCGAAAACGAAAGUUCCAACAGAAUUCUAAAGAUGGCUGCGCACUUGUUUCUCUGAUCUGACGCAGCAGUUACUGAAUGAUAGAAACGAUGUGAGAUUAAACGCCAGAUGCCCUGACAUACCAAGGAGAGAGAAGAGGAGUGCACUGCCUCUAAAAUGAGCCGCUGUGAGGAGAGAGAGGAGGAGGAUGCUGUUCAGACCCAGACAGCAGCAUCUCCAGACUCUAGCUGUGUGUCUGUGAAGAGUGACGGCUCCAUGGCCAAACCUCCUGGCUUUAGUGAUGGAGCGGGAGUCUCUAAUUCCAGACCCCACACUCAGACAGCAGCAUCUCCAGUUUCUAGCUGUGUGUCAAUGAAGAGUGACGGCUCCAUGGCCAAACCUCCUGGCUUUAGUGAUGGAGCGGGAACCUCUGAUUCGAGCUCCACUGCAGCGUCCGAUGUGCUCCGUGCUGCCUGCGGUGAGAGGAAGCCCAGAGCUGUGAAGUCCUGUCUGAUCUGCGCUGCGUUCUACUCCGAGACCCACAUCAGGCAACGCUACGCAGAACCAGCCAUGCACACACUGGUGGAGGAGACUGGAGCUCUGGAGAAGGAUUCACACCAACUAGUGGAUGAUGUCUUGCAGAGAGUCAAAGAGAAACACAAAACCAGCAUGAAAGGGAAGUAUGAGAGCUUAUUUGAAGGAAUCAAGCUACAAGAGAACCAAACCCUCCUGAACAGCAUCUACACACAGCUCUACAUCAUCGAGGGAGAACGAGAAGGAGUGAAUGAAGAGCAUGAGGUUUUACAGAUGGAGAAAACGCCCAGAACACAACACUCACAAGACACUCCAAUCAACUGCAAUGACAUUUUUGAUCCCUUACCUGAACCAGGCUAUGAGAAGAAUAACAGAAUGAGGAAGGACAAAAUCAAGACUGUUCUUACUAAAGGCAUCGCUGGAAUCGGAAAAACCGUCUCUGUGCAGAAGUUCAUUCUGGACUGGGCCGAGGGAAAAUCCAAUCAGGAUGUAGAUUUCAUGUUUGUGCUCACAUUUCGAGAGCUGAACUUGAUUCGAGAUCAUCAGUACAGUCUUCACAGACUUCUGCUGGACUUUCAACCUGGACUUCAAGAUCUGGACCCAAAGGUAUAUGAUCUAUGUAAAGUUGUGUUCGUUUUUGACGGUCUGGAUGAAAGCAGAAUUAAACUUGAGUUUUCAGACGAUCAGAAAGUGUCUGAUGUGACUGAGACUUCAUCAUUGGGUGUGUUGAUGUCAAAGCUCAUCAAAGGGGAUCUGCUUCCAUCUGCUCUCAUCUGGAUCACCUCCAGACCAGCAGCAGCCAAUCAGAUCCCCUCCAAAUACAUCCACCGUCUGACAGAAAUUCAGGGAUUCAGUGACCCUCAAAAGGAGGAGUAUUUCAGGAAGAGAAUCAGUGACCAGCAUCAAGCCAGCAGAGUCAUCUCACACAUUAAAGCAGCAAGAAGUCUCCACAUCAUGUGCUACAUCCCAGUCUUCUGUUGGAUCUCAGCCACUGUGCUUCAGAGCAUCACGAAACAAGAUCACUGUGCGGAAGUCCCCAAAACUCUGACUGAAAUGUACAUACACUUCUUGAUUAUUCAGACAAAUGUAAGAAAUCAGAAGUAUGAUGAGAAAGACGAGAGAGAUCCACGGAAGCUCCUGCAGUCAAACAGGGGAGUGAUUGUGAAGCUUUCCGAACUGGCUUUCAAACAACUGAUGCGUGGAAAUAUCAUGUUCUAUGAUGAGGACCUGAGAGAGUGUGGCAUAGACGUCACUGAGGCCUCGGUGUAUUCUGGGAUUUGCACUGAGAUCUUUAAGGAAGAAUAUGUGAUUUAUCGGAGGAAAGUCUACUGCUUCAUACACCUGAGCUUUCAGGAGUUUCUUGCAGCCUUUUAUGUCUUUUACUCCUAUGUAAGUACCACUUCUGAUGCCUUGAAAGUUUUUGAUUUACUUCAUAAUUUGCAUAAAGGAGUACUGGAUAAAGCUGUAAAGAACGAGAAUGGACGCAUGGAUCUUUUCGUCCGGUUCCUGCUGGGCAUCUCACUGGAGUCCAAUCAGAGACUGUUACAGGGGCUACUGACACACACAGAGAACAGCUCGGAGAGCAUCAAGGAAACCAUAAAGUACAUCAAGGACAAAAUCAAAGAAUGGAAAAACACUCUUUCAGCUGAAAGAUCCAUCAAUCUGUUCCUCUGUCUGCUUGAAAUGAACGAUCAGACUCUGCAAAGAGAGAUUCUGGAGUUUCUGAAAUCAGACGAACACUCAGAAAAAGAACUGUCUGCUGCGCACUGCUCAGCCAUAGCCUACAUACUUCAGAUAUCAGAGGAGGCACUGGAUGAGCUGGACCUUAAGGAAUACAACACAUCAGAGGAAGGUAGAAGGAGACUGAUACCAGCUGUGAGAAACUGCAGAAAAGCUGUUCUUGCAGACUGCAAUAUCACUGAUCAGUGCUGUGAAACUGUGGCCUCAGCUCUACAAUUAUCAGACUCUCCCCUGAGAGAGCUGGACCUGAGUAACAAUGACCUGCGGGAUUCAGGAGUGAAGCUGCUCUCUACUGGACUAAUGAGUCCAAACUGUCAACUGCAGAUACUGAGAUUGUCUGGCUGUAUGGUGACACAGGAGGGCUGUUCUCAUCUGGCCUCAGCUCUGAGUUCAAACCCCUCACAUCUGAGAGAGCUGGAUCUGAGCUACAAUGACCCAGGAGAUUCAGGAGUGAAGCUGCUCUCUGAGAGACGGAGCCAUCCAAACUGCAAACUAGAGAUACUCAAUUUGGACCAUGGAGGACAUUUCAGAAUCACACCAGGACUACACAAAUACACCUGUAAUCUCACACUGGACAUAAACACAGCAAACAACCAUCUCUCUCUGUCUGAGGGGGAAAAAAAGGCGACACGAGUGGAAGAGGAGCUGCCUUAUUCUGAUCACCCAGAGAGAUUUGACUGCUUUGAACAAGUUUUGUGCAGAGAGAGUCUAUCUGAACGCCAUUACUGGGAGGCUGAGUGGAGUGCGAGGGGAGCUGGAUUGUCAGUGAUGUAUAAGGGAAUCCAAAGAACGGGAAGCGACUGUAGGUUUGGCCUCAAUGAAAUGUCCUGGAGUCUGAUCUGCUUUGAUAACAAAUACUCUGCCUGGCACAGCAAUAAGAGAACCAACUUGCUUGCCCCUUCUCCCUCCUCUAAUAGAGUGGGAGUGUAUCUGGACUGGCCAGCCGGCAAGCUGUCCUUCUACAGUGUGUCUGACACACACACACUUAUUCACUUACACACAUACCACGCCACAUUUACCGAGCCCCUCUAUGCUGGAAUUAGGCUUUAUCCAGAUUCUUCAGUUUCACUGUGUUAGAAUGAAGAGCUUCGUAAUAUAGCGUAAUAUAUAUAUAUAUAUAUUAGUAUAUAUAGCACUUACUACCCAACUAACCAAAAACAGGAAUGGAAAUGUAUGGAAACAAAUAGUGGUGCAAGUCUCCAUACUUGCUGAAAAUAGCAACUUCAAACCUCAAAACUGGUCCAAUUGAAGAAAUCUCACAAGAAUGUUGCUGGUGGAAUGACUGAGACUUAGCAUUGUAAGUCUCAUUUGUAAGUUGCUUUGGAUAAAAGCGUCUGCUAAAUGAUAAAAUGUGAAUGUAAAUAUGAUGCUCAGAUGAAAAGUCAAGAGAAGAUGCUCAGAAAUGUCAAGAUAAAUAAUAAGAGCAUAGUCAGUCAAUAAAUGUUUAUAAGUGUUGAUAUAAUAAUUUGUUGCCUUGGAGCCCCCAGACUUUGAAAAUAUUUACACAAUUAUAUUGUUUAGUCUACAAAUGUCUGCUGUAAGUAAAAAAAAAAAAGAGGAUUCUCAAAUGAUUAAAAAAAAUAUAUAUAUAUUUGCAAAAUAACGUGCAUAAAAAUUUUCUGUGGCAGCGUUUCACACAGUAAUCACUUAUAUGUAAAAUAGCAGAUCAUGUGGCAAAACAUGGUGGUUAUGGUUAUGCAAAAUAACAUGCAACCAACCUCAGGACAUAAGCGAAACAAUAUUAUCUCAAAUUUGCUAAAUCUAAACUACAUUUACAUUUAUGCAUUUAGCAUACACUUUUAUCCAAAGUGACUUGCAAAAGAGGAACAAAGCAAUGCAUCAAAGAGCCAGCUGUCGUUGUAGUACUGUACACAAUGCCAGUUUUAUUAGUCUAGAUUAGGAAACCAGCAUACAAACUAAGUACACGAAUCAUCCAAAUGUUUGCUAUUCGAGUAUUUAAGCAGUGAUCUAGACCGCUAACUCAGGUCACUUUAAUUAAAUAUAAAUAUAAUGAUGAUAUAAAUAUAAUCAUUAAAAUUAAUGAUGGUGAUGUGUACAAAAAAGUGUGUACAUGUGGUCAGAAAAAAACUUGACUUAGACUUCCUCUGCUUGAUGUGCUUAAACUUUUUCCCUUUGUUCCGUGGAGGAAACCAAGUUUCUUCAGUGUUAAUCAUGUGUUUUAACUACAGCUAUUAUAAAGUAUGUGUGUUGUUACUUUUGUCACGUCAUGGACUGUUUUGUGUUUGUUUUCCUCCACGUGUUCCAUGUUUUCCAUGACCUAGUUUCUCCCGGGUUUCCUGCCCAUAUUUGGUUUUCCUGUUCCUGUUCCCAUUGAGUUCCAUUUGUUUCAGCUGUGUCCCGGUAAUCUCCUCGUUUAGUUCUGAGUACUUAAGCCCUGUGUUUUCCCAUGUCUAGCGUCCAGUGUGAACGUCUAUGUUGUGCUACAUGUGUCUCCAGCCAGCCCUGUAUUACCCUAGGUUUAUUUAUUAAAGACCGUUGUUCGUAUUUAUCCUUCGUCUCCGCGUUCCUUGCUCCUCUCCGUAGGCAAUCGUGACAGAACACUGGACCUGAAACAAUAAGCGACGCCCCCUCUCCUCAUUUUGGUUUCCGUUUUGAAAGUGUUUUGUUUUCCGUGCCCCCCCCGCCCGAAUCAUGGAUAAUGCCGCAAAAUUCUCCGCCCUAGCCUGCAGGGAUCUCACCUUUUGUCGAGUUUAUGGAGAAUUCUGCGGGCUCGCCAUUAUGACGGCGCUGGAUGACGCAACGCUGAAUUCUCUGUUCUGGAUUGGGGCCAACUACCAUCGCCCCGUCGACCUCCCA